ACCAAAUCCUUGCUUUCAUCGGAGCUCAGUUCAGUUUAGUUCUUCCCUCAAAAAUGGCGGAUGGUAAUUGAUUGAAGCCUUGCAAGUUACGCGUGUGUUUUGAGGCUUUGAACUUCUUUUGUUGAGAUUUUUUGAAUGGUUAUGGUGGCGGUGUCGCUCGGUGGCUGUACGUUUUUUAUUUUUUCUUAGUGGAUAUUUCUACGGCGGUUGCGGUUGAGUUUUUUUUUUUUUUUUGGUCGACGACGAGGAAGUUAAAUGGCGGUGCGAGGUGUUUUGAUUGUUCAGUUGAUGAGUUUGACUCUGACGAUUCAUCUAUUGGCUGUCCCUGGGGAGUUGUUCAAGCCUUUUAACGUGAGCUACGAUCAUAGGGCUCUGAUCAUCGAUGGAAAGCGCCGCAUGCUUAUCUCUGCUGGUGUUCACUAUCCUCGCGCUACUCCGGAGAUGUGGCCUGAUAUAAUUGAGAAGAGCAAGGAAGGUGGGGCGGAUGUCAUUCAGAGUUACGUGUUUUGGAAUGGGCAUGAACCAACAAAGGGACAGUAUAACUUUGAUGGCAGAUAUGACCUCGUUAAAUUUAUAAGGCUGGUAGGAUCCAGUGGCCUCUACCUUCAUUUACGCAUUGGACCGUACGUGUGUGCAGAGUGGAAUUUUGGGGGUUUUCCUUUGUGGUUGCGAGAUGUACCUGGAAUUGAAUUUCGAACAGACAAUGCUCCUUUCAAGGAGGAGAUGCAGCGAUUUGUCAAAAAGAUAGUAGAUCUUUUGCGCGAUAAAAAGCUAUUUUGUUGGCAAGGUGGUCCUGUCAUCAUGUUGCAGGUUGAAAAUGAAUAUGGAAAUAUUGAAAGCUCGUAUGGAAAGAGAGGACAAGAGUAUAUUAAAUGGGUUGCCAACAUGGCUCUAGGCCUUGGUGCUGAGGUUCCAUGGGUUAUGUGCCAGCAGAAGGAUGCUCCAUCAACCAUUAUAAAUUCAUGCAAUGGUUACUAUUGUGAUGGAUUUAAGGCAAAUUCUCCAAGCAAACCCAUAUUUUGGACAGAAAAUUGGGAUGGAUGGUUUUCAUCAUGGGGUGAGAGGCUACCCCAUAGACCAGUUGAAGAUCUUGCAUUCUCUGUUGCCCGCUUCUUCCAACGUGAAGGGAGCUUUCAGAAUUAUUAUAUGUACUUUGGUGGAACAAAUUUUGGCCGUACUGCUGGAGGCCCAUUUUAUAUUACUAGCUAUGAUUACGACUCUCCAAUUGAUGAGUAUGGUUUGAUAAGGGAACCCAAAUGGGGGCACUUGAAGGAUCUGCAUACUGCAUUAAAGCUUUGUGAACCUGCUUUGGUGUCUGCUGACUCACCCCAGUAUAUUAAGUUGGGACCCAAGCAGGAGGCACAUGUAUACCAUAUGAAAUCUCAAACUGAUGAUCUAAAACUUUCGGAGCUUGAAACUCUAAGAAACUGUUCUGCCUUUCUUGCAAACAUUGACGAACGUAAAGCAGUUGCUGUAAAAUUUAAUGGGCAAACUUAUAACUUACCACCUUGGUCUGUUAGUAUUUUACCAGACUGCCAGAACGUAGUGUUCAACACUGCGAAGGUUGCAGCACAGACUUCCAUCAAGAUAUUGGAGUUGUCUGCACCCCUUUCUGCUAACGUUUCUUUGAAAUUACAUCCUGCGGAUCAGAAUGAACUUUCGAUAAUUGCUAAUUCUUGGAUGACGGUAAAAGAACCCAUCGGCAUUUGGAGUGAUCAAAAUUUUACUGUCAAGGGUAUACUGGAGCAUUUAAAUGUUACAAAGGAUCGUUCUGAUUACCUUUGGUAUCUGACCAGGAUACAUGUUUCCAAUGAUGAUAUCAAAUUUUGGAAAGAAAGAAACAUAAGCCCUACAGUUAUGAUUGAUAGCGUUCGCGAUGUGUUCCGUGUGUUUGUUAAUGGGAAAAUUGCAGGCAGUGCAAUUGGUCAAUGGGUGAAGUUUGUCCAGCCUGUUCAAUUUCUUGAAGGAUACAAUGAUUUGCUCUUGCUAUCUCAAGCAAUGGGUUUACAGAAUUCUGGUGCCUUCAUUGAGAAAGACGGGGCAGGUAUUAGAGGUCGUAUAAAGCUCACUGGAUUCAAAAAUGGAGAUAUCGAUCUCUCUGAGUCCUUAUGGACUUAUCAGGUUGGGCUCAAGGGUGAAUUCUUGAAUUUCUAUUCUUUAGAAGAAAAUGAGAAGGCCGAUUGGACCAAAUUGUCAGUUGAUGCUAUUCCUUCAACAUUCACCUGGUACAAGGCGUACUUCAGUUCACCUGAUGGAACCGAUCCUGUCGCUAUUAAUCUAGGAAGCAUGGGGAAGGGGCAGGCUUGGGUUAAUGGUCAUCAUAUAGGUAGAUACUGGAGUGCGGUUUCCCCAAAAGAUGGCUGUGCCAAAUGUGACUAUCGUGGUGCUUAUAAUUCGGGAAAGUGUGUAACAAAUUGCGGGAGGCCAACACAAAGCUGGUAUCAUAUUCCACGCUCAUGGUUAAAGGAAUCAAGCAAUUUACUAGUUCUCUUCGAGGAAACGGGAGGAAAUCCGCUUGAGAUUGUAGUCAAGUUGUAUUCAACUGGAGUCAUCUGUGGUCAAGUCUCAGAGUCUCACUAUCCACCUCUUAGGAAAUUGUCUAAUGAUUAUAUAUCUGAUGGAGAAACUCUCUCAAACCGUGCAAACCCAGAGAUGUUCUUGCAUUGUGACGAUGGACAUGUAAUCUCCUCGCUCGAAUUUGCUAGCUAUGGAACUCCUCAAGGAAGUUGCAACAAGUUCUCUAGAGGUCGCUGUCAUGCAACCAAUUCUCUGUCUGUUGUUUCACAGGCUUGUUUAGGGAAAAAUAGUUGCACAGUUGAGGUUUCAAAUUCUGCAUUUGGAGGUGAUCCAUGUCAUAGCAUUGUGAAGACCCUCGCUGUCGAGGCUCGGUGUAGCUCGACGUCAAGUAUCCAUUUCUCUGUUUGACAUGAAAACAACUAAUCCUCCAUUUUCUAUCUGUAAGUAUGCUGUGUAUUUACUAUUAUCUUAAAUCAUCGUCGUCGAUUCCAUUGUAAAUCUGUCGUUUUAUUUCUAGUUUUGGUCUUGACUGUACUUUUACGAAUGAAAUGACAUUCUAAUGUACUUGAGAAAAAAAAUUAGUAAAAUAGAGGAGUUCCAAAAUUAUUUAGAAGAA
Messenger RNA from Cucumis melo (muskmelon), 3133 nucleotides. Its product is annotated as beta-galactosidase 9. Gene Ontology annotation, cellular component: vacuole; cell wall. Lineage: Eukaryota; Viridiplantae; Streptophyta; Magnoliopsida; Cucurbitales; Cucurbitaceae. The record is from RefSeq and is a predicted model, not a curated record. Gene Ontology annotation, molecular function: carbohydrate binding; beta-galactosidase activity. Gene Ontology annotation, biological process: carbohydrate metabolic process. The transcript is spliced from 19 exons. The coding region runs from base 256 to 2925 and encodes 889 amino acids.